AACGUUUUAAUUGAUCCAAAAUUCUGUUUGGCUAGAGAGAGGAGCGAAGAUGAUAAAAGCUGUGAUGGUGAUGAACACUCAAGGCAAGCCUCGCCUUGCAAAAUUUUGCGAAUAUCUGCCAGUGGAGAAGCAGCAGGAGCUUAUACGCAGCGUUUUUGCAGUAGAGUUGAGAACAUAAGCAAUUUCAUAGAGGCGGAAGCAAUUUUUGGUCCGGAUAGUCGCCUUGUGUACAAGCAUUUUACUACUCUUUACUUUGUCUUUUUAUUUGAUAGUUCUGAAAAUGAAGUAGCCAUGCUUGACUUGAUACAAGUAUUUGUGGAGACCUUGGACAAAUGCUUCAAGAAUGUUUGUGAGCUUGACAUUGUUUUCAAUUACAGCAAGGUUAGAAGCUGCCUCAAAUGCCAUCACAGUCAUUCCGAAGUCUGCUUUUGGUUGGCGAAGGUUGUACGUUGGUGCAAUGCUCGAGUGAAGAGAUUUCGUUUUCAUAUUAGCCCACACAAUCAAGAGCUUUAAAUACAUGUAACAAGGUGCUUUACAUAGCACAUGCUCACACCAUUGAGUAUUGAUCCUGAUUUUUGCAAUUCCUUUAUGCCUUUACUCUCAGACCUCAAGUUAGGGUUUUGUAGACCUGUAGGCCUCGUAAUUCGUAUCAUUUUCAUGUAAAAUACUAUAUUCAUGUCAUAUUUUACAUGAAAAUCGCAUGUCAAAGUUCGUGUCAA
Molecule: messenger RNA, 719 nt
Organism: Durio zibethinus
Lineage: Eukaryota; Viridiplantae; Streptophyta; Magnoliopsida; Malvales; Malvaceae
Source: RefSeq, a predicted model, not a curated record